Lipotes vexillifer (Yangtze River dolphin) is the source of this 3603-nucleotide messenger RNA. It is a transcript of the gene ZNF512, whose product is annotated as zinc finger protein 512. The record is from RefSeq and is a predicted model, not a curated record. Gene Ontology annotation, molecular function: zinc ion binding. The transcript is spliced from 13 exons. Bases 151 to 1767 code for a protein of 538 amino acids. Lineage: Eukaryota; Metazoa; Chordata; Mammalia; Artiodactyla; Lipotidae.
AGCCCCCUCGGAAGCUGAGAGGCGGAAGUAGACGUUAGGCACGGGGCUCGCGGCGCGCCGACUCCACAUCCGGGAGCGGAGAGGAGAGCGGAAGUGGCGUUGAUCUGGCCGGAGCCCUUGGGUGAAUUUGUUAGGCGUGGAGAGGGAGUGAUGUCUUCCAGACUCGGUGCAGUGCCCGCCACCCCGGGACCCACAUCCUUUAAGCAGCAGAGGAGCACGAGGAUCGUGGGAGCUAAGAACAGGACCCAGUGCUCCAUAAAGGAUAAUAGUUUCCAGUACACUAUCCCUCAUGAUGACUCCUUAAGCGGCUCAUCAUCUGCUUCUUCCUGUGAACUGGUGAGUGAUUUUCCAGCCUCCUUCCGAAAGUCUGCCUACUGGAUGAAGAUGAGAAGGAUCAAGUCAGCUGCUACUUCCCAUGUUGAAGGGUCAGGUGGAGUAUCAGCCAAAGGAAAAAGGAAACCCAGGCAGGAAGAAGAUGAAGACUAUCGAGAAUUUCCUCAGAAGAAGCAUAAGCUUUAUGGCAGUUUAGAGGAGCAGUGGUACUUAGAAAUUGUGGAUAAAGGCAGUGUCUCCUGUCCUACCUGCCAGGCAGUGGGGAGAAAGACCAUAGAGGGCUUAAAGAAACACAUGGAAAACUGCAAACAGGAAAUGUUCACUUGUCAUCAUUGUGGGAAACAACUUCGUUCACUGGCAGGGAUGAAGUACCAUGUCAUGGCAAAUCAUAAUAGCUUGCCCAUCUUGAAGGCUGGAGAUGAAAUAGAUGAGCCAAGUGAGAGGGAACGUCUCCGAACAGUUCUCAAGAGACUGGGAAAGCUGAGGUGCAUGCGUGAGAGUUGCUCUAGUAGCUUCACCAGCAUCAUGGGAUAUCUGUAUCAUGUCAGAAAAUGUGGCAAAGGGGCUGCAGAGCUGGAGAAGAUGACCCUGAAAUGUCACCACUGUGGAAAGCCAUAUAGAUCGAAGGCUGGACUUGCGUAUCAUCUGAGGUCAGAGCAUGGGCCUAUAUCCUUCUUUCCAGAGUCAGGACAGCCAGAGUGCUUGAAGGACAUGAACUUGGAGCCAAAGAGUGGGGGCCGAGUUCAGAGGCGUUCUGCCAAGAUAGCUGUAUAUCACCUGCAGGAGCUGGCCUCUGCUGAACUGGCCAAGGAGUGGCCUAAGAGAAAGGUGCUUCAGGAUCUGGUACCUGAUGAUCGGAAGUUAAAAUAUACUCGUCCUGGGCUACCGACCUUCAGCCAGGAAGUACUACACAAAUGGAAGUCAGAUAUCAAGAAGUAUCAUCGCAUUCAGUGUCCUAACCAGGGCUGUGAGGCUGUCUACAGUAGUGUAUCUGGCCUUAAAGCUCACCUGGGCUCUUGUACAUUGGGAACCUUUGUGGCUGGAAAAUACAAGUGUCUUCUAUGUCAAAAAGAAUUUGUGUCAGAGAGUGGUGUCAAGUAUCACAUCAACUCUGUCCACGCUGAGGAUUGGUUUGUUGUAAACCCAACAACGACCAAAAGCUUUGAGAAGCUGAUGAAGAUAAAACAGCGACAGCAAGAAGAAGAAAAGCGGAGGCAGCAGCACAGGAGCCGAAGGUCUCUAAGAAGGCGGCAGCAGCCUGGCAUUGAGCUUCCUGAGACAGAGCUGAGUCUUAGAGUAGGGAAGGAUCAGAGGAGGAGUCAUGAGGAACUGCUCGUGGCAACGUCCUGUAAAGAACCAGAGCAGGAGCCAGUGCCAACACAGUUCCAGAAAGUCAAGCCCCCAAAGACGAAUCAUAAACGAGGAAAGAAAUAGGCAGUCAGUGUGAAAGCACUCCUGGGAGAGUGGAUGGGAUGCUGUGGUCACAGGGACCUGUGUGGAGAGGCCUGAGUCACGGGGGCCAAGUGAAGAGAAAUUUACUCUUUCAGCUGUUUGUGUAAGGCUGUGGCGCUCUCAGCUCCUUCCUCCUGUGUAAAUUUCAGUGUUUUCCCUAUUGAUUCACUUGGACCCUCCACCACCCACACCCCCAUCUCCUUUUUGGUAGAUUUUCCUGCUAUUCUCAUUGGAGUCCUCCUAUUUUUCUCUUAUCUUGCCCAAAGAGCUCCUCCUUAAGGCCCACUAUAAGGCCUUCUUGCCCCAUACAAGACUAAGAAACCUGUUUGAUUAUCCUUUCCAUACUGGGAUGUAGAAUGUUCUUGGAAGCUCCAUUGAUUUCGUAGUCACUCCAUCAUCUUAUAAAACGAUUCCAAACUAACUCUUUAAAACCAUACUGAUUUAUCAUUUUGUAUUUGUGAUAUAACAAGCCUAGAACCUAGAACUGUUGUCACUCCUUUAAUAAGGUUCCCCCGUCUGCUUGGGUGACAUAAUUUAUGGAGGCUCUUUGUUGUCUCAAUAUGGUUUUAGGAUUGAAAGUGAGAAAAUAGAUUUAGAAUAAAAAAGCUAGACCCUCCGGACACAGGUUUUCCUAGGAAAUGCUUUGUUUGUCCCAGGUGGCAGUAAGUAACUAGACCCACACACAUGAAAUGCAGCCUUAGGAGGAAUGUGUCCCACACAUAAGACGACUGGAAAGAAGAAAGUAGCAGCAAAAAUAAAUACCACCUCAACUUCCCUGGGUGUGAGGCCUCAUCUGUUGUUAUGACCAGUGCCCUCCUGCAGCUUGUCUUGCUCCCGAAGUUUUGAGGAUUGAAAGAGAAAUAAACCCUUUUGCUCCUGAUGUUUGACACAGAACCCUAAUAUUGCUGGUACUCCUGUGAAGAUUGGUAGCCAAGGUGCACAUUCCUUCUCCCCUGGACUUGACCUGACUUGUUAGUCUGCACUCUGUUAAGUCCUCGUGUCUCUCUUUAGCCAAAGUCUGUCUCUUUGAAUUUUCUGAGAAUAUUGUCCUCUACCUUCUUUUUUAGAUGUUGUGUUCUGUCCUUUUUAUAACCUGAGACUUUGACACCAGGUGUAGAUAUUUAUCUGGAGUUGGAAAGAAAAGUUCUUUUUCUGAACCUCAUGCCUACCUGAUAGUAUCUGUUAGCCUGUUUCUCUUUGAUGCUGGCUUUCCCUGGAGCAUUGGUUAGAGCAGCUCUGUUGUCGUAUUCCUGGAUUCUCCUCCCCUUUCCCAUAAAUAUUGGUCUUCUAUAUUCUUGCCAAUUUUUGUGGCUUACGCCACAUAAAAAGCCAGGGACCCUUAACCCUAAUAUGGACCAAUACUGCCUUUUCAAAUUCUGAAAGGCUGUUACCACUUUUAACUCUGUUCUCUGUGCUCCUCCAUAUAGCCUUAAAAUGUGGGCUUUUGUGAAGACCACUUUCAAACAUGGGAGCAUUGAAACCUGAUUGGGAUACUGCCAGAACGGGUAGUUUUGCAACAAGGGAAGGACGUGGUCUGUCCACUCGACAUUGUCAUUGGCAGUUGCUCCCUUAAAGCCCUUUCCAUACAUGAGGAUUGUCAGGGAGGAAAAUGGAGAAGCUCUGUUAAUUUCUGGUAAGACUUGGGGAAUGUUUGGCAAUGGCAAGAAAAAUAAAUGACUCUGUGUUAGAAUGAUGUUUUCCAUUGUUCAUUGACUCCAACGUGCUACCUGUCUCCUUGCUGACACAGUGUGUCUGGGGAAGAUAACGACUAGAGAUGGGAAUGAGUUUGGAAGAAGCAACACGUACAGUUGUGUCAGU